UGUGUGUGUGUGUGUGUGUGUGUGUGUGUGUGUGUGUGUGUGUGUCUUUAAAAAUUCAGAUGUAACUCGAUCCCUAUAGGACAUAGAGAGAGGGAGGGCGAGAGAGCGAGAGCGAGGUAUCCCACAGUAACCACCUCCCCCAUCAUUUCCAAAAAUCGAGCGUCCAGCAGCACGAUCAACGCCGCCGCAGUCAUGCACGUUUUGCGCUGCGUGGAAGUCACUGUAAACAGAGCACAGACCUCCUCUUUCCACUCCGAUCUGGCAAGUUAGCGUGGCUGUUCACAUCGCUGCAGGCGUCAAGUCUGUUGAUCAAAAACGUCUCAACAUGGCUUUGGCUCUCACUCAGCAUGGCUUUUCGACACAAUCAAGUCCAGCUCGAAUCAUAACCGGAUGAGCGUGAGGCGCAGAUCACCUUAAUGAAGAUUAUAAGUAAGGUUGGGUGGCCAUGGAACCAUUCAGCCAGCUGAUCCUCACCAUCUCGGUGACCAGUUUCUUCACCUUCCAGUGGCUCUUCCACAGGGUCAGCCCCUGGGUGUCCAUACACAUCAGCCCCGGCUUCCCUGGGCUCACCAACAAGCAGAAGGUGGAAUGGAACUCAAGGACAGUUUCAACCUUUCAUGCACUGCUGGUCGGGCUUUUUUGUCUCUACAUCUUGUUCUUUGAUGAUGCCGUAAAUGAAGACCCUGUCUGGGGAGAUCCUACACUUGUGAAGAUUAAUGUUGCCAUCACGACAGGCUACCUCAUAUCUGAUCUGCUGCUAAUAUUUUACUAUUGGAGGGCGAUAGGCGACAAGUUUUUUGUAGUUCACCAUCUGGCAGCAUUGUAUGCUUACUACUAUGUACUGGGCCAAGGAACGUUGCCUUAUUUUGCUAACUUCCGUCUGCUUGCCGAGUUCUCCACUCCAUGUGUGAACCAGCGUUGGUUCUUUGAGGUGCUGGGUUACCCCAAGUCCUCGCGGCCCAACAUGGCGAACGGCGUUGCCAUGGCGGCAGUCUUCUUCCUGGUCCGCAUCGCCGUGAUGCCGGUUUACUACAGCCGCAUGUACGCCGUCUAUGGCACCGACGCUUUCUACCUGGUCCCCUGGGGUGGCCGUGUCGCCUGGAUCUGCUCCAGUAUCUGCUUGGACGUCAUGAACGUCAUGUGGAUGCACAAGAUCACCCGCGGCUGCUACAAGGUGCUGCGCUCAGGACGACGGAGCAAAGCCGACGCGCCUCAGGAGAACGGGAAGACGGACUAAGAGAACCAGGAGGCGUUCUGAGGGAACGCCUCAAUGGAGCCGAUACGAUGGCACACUUUGGUGUACCAGCGGGCACCACCUUCUUUCCCUGGCAGCAAACUUGAGAAGUCCUACAUCAAACCAUAGGUGAGAGGAAGAGGGAAUGUCUUCUCUCUGAAGAGCGGGAGCAGUGCACUGAUUAAUGUGAGCUGAUGGACCGUCACACUGGCCAUCUCUAAGCCAUCAAAUGGCCUAAUAGCAAUACUGUACACAUGGCCAGUUUCUUUCUUUUUCUAAAAAUUUACCACUCAAUGUGAGCGAUGGCCUGAACAAUGGGUUCUUCGAUCCCAAACACAACAUGUCAAAAGGUUUACCAUUCUUUUAACAGACGUUAGACAAUAAAUUGUUCCAGAAAGAACAUAACGGACCUCUUGCUUGAAUUUAGUUUUCUUUUCAUAUUAUUACUGCUGCCUGAGUCCCAGAGUUUGAAUUAUGUAAUGUAUACUUUGAUGACAUGUUCAUGACAAAACAAAAAAUUCCCGGGGACCUCGAAUUUACCUAGUUUUGGGAAAACCAUGAUUCCAACAACAAUGGACAGUGUCAUAUCCAAUCCAUCCAUUAUCCAAACCGCUUAUCCUGCUCUCGGGGUCGCGGGGAUGCUGGAGCCUAUCCCAGCAGUCAUUGGGCAGCAGGUGGGGAAGCACCCUGGAGACACCCAGGCCGCCAGGCCAUCACAGGGUCCACACACACACACACAUUCACACCUAGGGACAAUAUAGUACGGCCGAUUCACCUGACCUGCAUGUCUUUUGGACUGUGGGAGGAAACCGGCGCACCCGGAGGAAACCCACGCAGACACGGGGAGAACAUACAAACUCCACGCAGAGGACGACCCAGGACGACCUCCCAAGGUUGAACUACCCCGGGGCUCGAACCCAGGACCUUCUUGCUGUGAGGCGACUGCGCUAACCACUACACCAACCAUGUCGCCCAAUGCCAUAUCAUGCUUCUCAAAUGCCUGUUGGGGGUGAAGGGCCCAGCACCCAGUUUCACUCAUGAAAUCCAGAGAACAGGGACUGGAUUGCAAUUUGGGAUUUAGGCAUUUGGACAUGACUGGAUUACAUCGAGCACGAAUGACAGAAAAGGAGUAGGCCUGACUGAAACGAAUGCACUCAUCACUUGCCUACAGUCAUCCAGAUAUUCUCUUCAACAGCCAGUCUCGGAGAAGUUUGCUGAACUACAUCAUGCGUGUCCCUACCUCCGACGCUCUUAUAUGGGGAAACUUGAAUACUGUGGCGAUGAAAGAGCAUCAGCAUACUCUAUAUGUAGUUCUUUCCUGUUUGUCCAGAUGGAGUCACAGGAAAAAAUUGUUUUUACAAAGACUCAGGCAGUUACAGAUGUCCGUUUUUAAUCAAAAGGAGACCGAUGUGCAAUUCUCUGGUAUCUUGUACCUUUGGGUCAUGAGGCUGAUCCGGUGGUCCGAUGAUGAGAAUUCUGAAAGUGCGAUUGAAUGUCAACAUUGUGUUUGUAUACGGAGUUAAUGCAAGAAGUGCUCGACCAAGACCGAUUUUACCGCAACAAUUUGAACGGGCUUCAUACAUCCACUUGGUGUUAAAGUGUAUACAGUCGGAUAUCUCAUGUAACGAACAUACAAAUCACAAAAUGUCAGUGUAUGCACCCCCAGUACGGACUCUGUAUUUUCGACAGGGACUCGGCAUUACUUUUUGCAAAAUUGUGCAACGCAUGCUCCGGGGUGAAACUGAGUUUAAGUGCUGUCUCAGAAUCUGCGUCGUAGAUCCCAGGUUAUAAUAUAUUCCAAAACUGCAAAAAAAAUGAAAUAAAAAUCCUCAUCUCACGUUAUCAAUUGCUUUGCAUAACACAUUCUUCUGUUAUGUCAGUACUUCUAAAUAGGCCUGACGUAGGUACUGUCGGGUACAUGCUGUCACUUCUCCCCCAUGCAAUGUUCACCGGUUAGCUGCAUGCUCUUUGCUGUUGUUUGUUUGUUUGUUUUUUAAUUGUUAUGUUGAAUAUUUUGGAUGUUUUAGCAAGCAUAUUCAAUUUCACUUCAGAGUCAACAUCUGGAGCUUAGAUGUGAAAAUCUAAAUAAAAAAAAAAAACCCCGACUUUAAAGAUGCUUCUAGAUGACAAACGAUCGCUGCGUUUCUCUAAAACAUGUUUUGUGGGCGUCCGGGUAGCGUAGUGGUCUAUUCUGUUGCCCACCAACAUGGGGAUCGUCUGUUCGAGUCCCUGUGUUGCCUCCG
Messenger RNA from Lampris incognitus (smalleye Pacific opah), 3477 nucleotides. Its product is annotated as TLC domain-containing protein 4-B-like. Lineage: Eukaryota; Metazoa; Chordata; Actinopteri; Lampriformes; Lampridae. The transcript has 7 exons. The record is from RefSeq and is a predicted model, not a curated record. Gene Ontology annotation, biological process: lipid homeostasis. Gene Ontology annotation, cellular component: endoplasmic reticulum; membrane. Bases 446 to 1237 code for a protein of 263 amino acids.